AUGAGGCUCUGCUCGCGUCUUCUGGCGGCUGGAUGCUGCUCCAUGCUGGCUAUCGCGCGAGUCAACGCUUCGGAGAAACUCCAUUUCGAGUGGGACGCCAUCAAGCCCAGCGACGAACUCGAGUAUCACGACUGCUAUGGCGAGUUCAAGUGCGCUCGCCUGGAGGUGCCCCUUGACUGGCUCAACGAGACAGACACAAGAGUGGCCACCAUUGCCAUGAUCAAGCUGCCUGCAGUGGUACCAGACGACGAUCCUACCUUUGGCGGCACCAUCUUCACCAACCCUGGAGGACCUGGUAGCUCCGGUGUUGAAUUUCUGCUCAUCUCAGGCCGUUAUCUUCAGUACACGGUCGAUAAGCCGGGACGCCGCCAUUACGAGAUUGUCUCUUUCGAUCCCCGUGGUGUUGGAAAAACGACUCCCGCUUCCGACUGCUUCAAUGGGAACUUGCUAGCGCGAGACGCUUUCCUGCUCGAAAAGCGCGGUAAUGGCGCCCUCACUAAGGGAGACGACACCAUUGCGUACAGCCUUGCCAUCAUGGAUGCUUUUGCCCAGCGGUGCCAGGAAGCCGAGGACGCCAUGGCCUUUGUUGGAACACCCAAUGUCGCACGCGACAUGGUCGAGAUGGUUGACAGAACCGACGAGCUGCGCAAAAAGGAGGCUGUUCAGAAACGUAAAGGGUAUGAAGCACCAGACACGUGCGACUCCGACAUGGAAGGAGAGGUUAAGAAGCGAUCUGCUCCCAAGAGGAAGUCGGCCGAGCUUCACGACGAACCUGGCAAUGUUCCGCGUCUUCAGUACAUUGGAUUUUCCUAUGGCACCGUCCUUGGUAAUUACUUUGCUUCCAUGUUUCCCGGCCGUGUUGGUCGCCUGAUCCUUGACGGGGUUUGCGAUAUUCAAGACUACACAACGGGGCCAGGCUGGCUUACAAAUACUGUCGAUGCAGAUGAGAUGUUCGAUCGUUUCUUUGAGGGCUGUGCUGCUGCCGGCCCCGAAAUCUGCGCCCUGGCUCAGUGGGAUGACGCACCCAAGCCCGCGCUGGUAGAUUCGGGAGACGUCGUUAUCGUCACUGGCUGGGACAUUCGACUGCUGGCCGGCCUGGUUCUUUAUGGGCCUUUGACGCAGUUCAAGGGGCUUGCAAAAACAUUGGACAAAUUCAUGUCCGGCGACCUGACAGACAUCGCCACCUGGGCUGUGGGCACAGGCGUGGUGCCCCGCAUGAGGGACGCAUGCCCCCUAGGUGACGAGGUCUGGCCCGUUGAGAUGGAGGAGACUCAGGACGCCGUCGUCUGCAAUGAUGGCGAGGACAUUUCCCAAAGGGGCUUCGCUUUCUGGCACAAGUACGUGCAGAGCCAGAUGGACACUUCCAGCAUCCUUGGCGCCAAAUGGUCUACAAUCCGCAUCCCAUGCUCGAGCUGGCGCAUCCGGCCCAACUGGCGCUUCAACGGCCCCUUCACCACCCCCGAUCCGGAUCCGUCCCUCCGGCCGGGCCGUCCCGCAGCCCCUAUCCUAUUCCUCUCCAAUCGACUUGACCCCGCCACGCCACUGCGAGCCGCCCAGGCCAUGGCCGACCAACACCCCGGCGCCCGAGUCCUCAUCCAGGAGGCCAUGGGUCAUACCGCCGUGGCCUCUGCCCUCAGCCAAUGCACCAGGAGAGUCGUAGCCGACUACUUCGAAUCUGGCAUCAUUCCUUUGGAUCUGCCACCGUGUGACGCUGACUGUGGUCCCUGGGACGAAGCAUGCCCACUUCUAGGUGGAACGGGACGCAAAAGCAGAGAUGUGGAUGCCAUGUCUACCUGGUUCAAUAGAGACCAGCCCUUAAGGAACAGGAAAUCACCGCUUGGCGUACUAUAG
This is a messenger RNA of Trichoderma breve, 1851 nucleotides long. RefSeq names its product TAP-like protein domain-containing protein. The record is from RefSeq and is a predicted model, not a curated record. The transcript has 3 exons. Lineage: Eukaryota; Fungi; Ascomycota; Sordariomycetes; Hypocreales; Hypocreaceae. Bases 1 to 1851 code for a protein of 616 amino acids.